CUAAUGAGUAAGAAUCAUAUAUUCUCAAAGAGUAUUAACAUAAUAAGAGAUCAUCAAUAUGAAUACAAGCCAUCUUAAUAAUCAGGUUAGAAACAGCAAGGUAGGAGAGAAUCCGAGGAAGAGAUUGGCAAUGAGCAUUCCACUAAAAUUUAGAAAAAGGCGAUUUCGAAGAAAGUAAUAAUGAUCUAAAAUUCUGGUCAAUCAGGAAGGUUUCAACCUUAGCAUGUGAAUAAGAAGAAGGGAAUUCUGAACAUUACAAAGAAGGAUGGUGAGAUAUAUAAGUGUUAUGGAUAGAGUAAUAAGUGAAGAAAGGCGGCUCAUAUUCAAUAUUUAUUAGAAAUUUGAAAGAAAAUACGAGCUAACAAGAUCUCAGAGAAGUAAUUGAUGAUGACGCCAAUAUCUUGGGAGUUAGUGUAAUUGAUUCUUUGUUAUUUUUAGAUAAACAAUAAACAGGCGACAAUCACGUUUUCAAAUUAGGCUUCAGCUGAGAAUGCUAUAGGUAUUGAUUUUGAUUUCAACAUGUUCAUUUAGAAUUGAUUAAUAACUACAAGGAAAGGAAUUCAGAGAUGAGAGCAGUGCCGAAUUUCAAAUAGAAUGACAAAGUGAUAGUGAUAGGACAACAUUCGGAUAGAAACAGAGAUGGGUAAUUGCGAAUGGAUGCAAGAGAGUCUAUAUUCGAUCGUAUUCAGAUAAAGAAAUGAUAAGUGC
Messenger RNA from Paramecium octaurelia, 708 nucleotides. Lineage: Eukaryota; Ciliophora; Oligohymenophorea; Peniculida; Parameciidae. The record is from the annotation of a GenBank genome assembly.